GGCGCAGCCCGGGUUCCCGGUAUCCGCGAGGCGCGAGCCACCCCAUGGGCCCCGCUCAGGCGUGCGGCUUGAGUUGGCUCGGAAGGGGUACCACCAAGUUAGGCGCAGCCAUUUUCCGGUUGCAACGCCUCGGUUUAUCUCUUCGCCAAUUUUCUGCUGGCGGCUGCCCAACACCAGCGAGGGAUGGGGGCGAGAGCCAGCUCGGUCCCAGCCCCUGAGUUCUGUGCGGAAAGCCUCUCGAUCGCCGCCUGAGGGCUAGCUGUGGGCCGCAGGGCGGCGGCUACGAACGGGGGAACCCCGGGCUAGGAGAUGCGCUAGUGGGGCCCAUUGGUGUCAGGAGAUCGCGCGGCAAGAGAGUUCAUUACAGAGGUCUGAGUCACCCAGCUGUACUACUUACUGAUCCGGGAAUGAACGCUCGGGUUCUGACCAUGUGCUGUACUAGAGGGAGGAGCCAAGGAUCUAGGUCCCGCCCUCUAAGCACAGGGUCCAGGGCGGGGUGGGAGUGGAGGAGUCCUUUUAGAAGACCUGAGUGACUCAAGAAGGAGGGGCGAGGGGGCUCAAAGAUCUCUCUGUGAGACAGCGAUGACCUGUCUCUGAGGAUCUUCUUUGCAGCCACUCCACUUCCUCUUCCAAUCGGGACACCCAGGUUUAGAGGCCCUUCCCAGGUGAGUUCCUGCUCCUUGGGUGAGAUCCUAGGUCAGAGCUGCCUACAGAUAGAACUUGCCUGACAGUUGAAAGCUUUCUCAGCAGGGAAGAGCUUUCCUCCAGGUAAGAUGUCCUGUCUAAGAUCUAUUCCCAGGUGAGAGCUUUCUCCCAUUCCAGGUGGGAGCCUCCCCCAGGUCAGAGGUUCCCUUAGGUGAGAGUACCCUCUGAAUCAGAACUUUACUGGCAGGUGAAAACUUUCCCAGCUGGUGAAAGCUUCCCGCCAGGUAAAAGCUCCCCACUAAGAGCUCCUCUUCCCAGGUGAGAUCUACUUCCAGAACAGCUUUCCCCCAGGUGAGAGCUUUCCCCAAAUAAGAACUCCCUCCCCCACAGACCUCCUACUCCCAAGGGAGAUCAUCCCCCCUCUUCAGGUGGGAGCCUCUGGGCAGAUCAGAGAUUCUCCCUAGGACAGAAUUUACCUGGUUGGUGAAAACUUUCCUGUCAGAUUAAGAGCUUCCCCUGAGGUGAGAUUGCCACGAGAUCGCCUAUUCUCAGGUGAGAUCUUCUCCCUCUUCAGGUGGGAGCUGCUCUUUCCAGGUGGGAGCCUCCCCCUCCAGACCGAGGGACACACAGGUACUGCUGGCCAUGACAGAGACAAUGGAGCUGAGGAGGCGAGACUACCACGUGGAGCGGCCACUGCUGAACCAGAAACAGCUGGAGGAGCUGGGGCGCUGGGGCUCAGCAACUGGGACCCGUCGGUUGCGAACCUGGUUGCAGUGUUCCCAUGCUCGGGCCCGAGCCCUUCUGCUCCAACACCUCCCGGUUUUGGCCUGGCUACCCCGGUACCCCGUGCGUGAAUGGCUCCUGGGUGACUUGUUGUCUGGCCUGAGUGUGGCCAUUAUGCAGCUACCACAGGGUCUGGCCUAUGCCCUCCUGGCUGGAUUGCCCCCCGUGUUUGGCCUCUACAGCUCCUUCUACCCUGUUUUUAUCUACUUCCUGUUUGGUACUUCCCGACACAUCUCCGUGGGAACUUUUGCUGUCAUGUCCGUGAUGGUGGGCAGUGUGACGGAAUCCCUGGCCCCAGAUGAGGACUUUCUGCAGUUCCCAAACUCCACAGUCGAUGAGGCGGCCAGAGAUGCUGCCCGGGUACAGUUGGCCUCCACACUCAGUGUCCUGGUUGGCCUCUUCCAGGUGGGGCUGGGCCUGGUCCACUUCGGCUUUGUGGUCACCUAUCUGUCAGAGCCUCUGGUCCGCGGCUAUACCACAGCUGCGGCUGUGCAGGUCUUCGUCUCACAGCUCAAGUAUGUGUUUGGUCUUCAUCUGAGAAGCUCCUCUGGGCCACUGUCCCUCAUCUAUACAGUGAUAGAGGUCUGCCGGAAGCUGCCUCAGAGUGUGGUUGGCACCGUGGUCACUGCAGUUGUGGCAGGGACGGUGCUUGUGCUGGUGAAGCUGUUGAACGACAAGCUGCAGCGACAUCUGCCCCUGCCGCUUCCCGGGGAGCUGCUCAUGCUUAUUGGGGCCACAGGCAUCUCGUACGGCGUGGGCCUAAAGCACAGAUUCGGGGUGGAUGUCGUGGGACACAUCCCUGCAGGGCUGGCACCCCCAGUGGCCCCCAGCCCCCAGCUGUUCACAAAGCUUGUGGGAAAUGCCUUCACCAUUGCCGUGGUUGGCUUUGCCAUUGCCAUCUCGCUGGGGAAGAUCUUCGCUCUGAGGCAUGGCUACCGGGUGGACAGCAAUCAGGAGCUGGUGGCCCUCGGUCUUAGUAACCUCAUCGGGGGCUUCUUCCAGUGCUUCCCUGUGAGCUGCUCCAUGUCUCGGAGCCUGGUACAGGAGAGCACCGGGGGAAACACACAGGUGGCCGGAGCCAUCUCCUCCCUCUUCAUCCUCAUUAUCAUCGUCAAACUUGGGGAACUCUUCCAAGACCUGCCCAAGGCAGUCCUGGCAGCCACCAUCAUCGUGAACCUGAAGGGCAUGCUGAGGCAGUUCGCCGACGUGUGCUCCCUCUGGAAGGCAAAUCGUGUGGAUCUGCUCAUCUGGCUAGUGACCUUUGUGGCCACCAUCCUCCUGAACCUGGACCUGGGCCUGGCAGUGGCAGUGGUCUUCUCCCUGCUGCUACUGGUGGUCCGUAUGCAGCUGCCCCACUAUUCUGUCCUGGGGCAGGUGCCAGACACAGAUAUUUACAGAGACGUGGCAGAGUACUUAGAGGCCAAGGAGGUCCCAGGAGUGAAGGUCUUCCGCUCCUCAGCCACCAUGUGCUUCGCCAAUGCCGAGCUCUACAGCGACGCGCUGAAGCAGCGGUGUGGUGUGGAUGUUGACUACCUCAUCUCCCGGAAAAAGAAGCUGCUCAGGAAGCAGGAGCUAAAGCUGAAACGACUGCAGAAGGAGAAGCUCCAAAAACAGACUGCUGCCUCCACGUGCACUUCCGUUUCCAUCAAUGUCAACACCAGUGACGGAGACAUUGAGAGCAACAAUGUGGAGGGUUCCAAGGCCAAGCAGGCGAGCACAGAGAGUAAGCUAGAGGAUGCAGCAGCCAAUGGUCAAGAAGAUGCCAAGGCCCCAGACGCGUCCACACUGAAGGCCCUGGGCCUGCCUCAGCCCGACUUCCACAGCCUCAUCCUGGACAUGGGUGCCCUCUCCUUCAUGGACACUGUGUGCCUCAAGAGCCUGAAGAAUAUUUUCCGGGACUUCCAGGAGAUCGAGGUGGAGGUGUACAUGGCUGCCUGCCACACUCCUGUGGUCGCCCAGCUUGAGGCUGGGCAGUUCUUCGAUGCAUCCAUCACUAAGCAGCACCUCUUUGCCUCUGUCCACGACGCUGUCAUCUUUGCCCUCCAACACCCAAGGUCCAAUCAAGUCAGCCCUGUUUUGGUUACCAAACUCUGACCAUGCUGCCACACUGUCUGAGACUGCCCACCUCUGGAGGUUGUGACGGGGCACCCAUGAGAGCCCACUCCUGCGCCGCCUCCAGAUGACACCCAGGAGUCCCCUCGGUACACACACGCACACACACACAACUCAGGGAUGGAGGUCCUGAGACUCCAAGUGCAGUGCUCCAGGCCUGGGAUGGGGCACCGGCCAGGCCCGGGGAACACGCGUGUUUUCAUCCUCAGGAAUAAAGACUCAUUUGCCAA
Hipposideros armiger (great roundleaf bat) is the source of this 3770-nucleotide messenger RNA. RefSeq names its product solute carrier family 26 member 6 (gene SLC26A6). The transcript is spliced from 21 exons. Bases 1288 to 3522 code for a protein of 744 amino acids. Gene Ontology annotation, molecular function: secondary active sulfate transmembrane transporter activity. Gene Ontology annotation, biological process: sulfate transmembrane transport. NCBI's taxonomy places the organism in Eukaryota, Metazoa, Chordata, Mammalia, Chiroptera, Hipposideridae. Gene Ontology annotation, cellular component: membrane. The record is from RefSeq and is a predicted model, not a curated record.